AGUUUCCGGCAUUAUAACGAAUCGGCGAAGUAGGGUAUAAGAGCUAUUUGACAUCGCCAUUCCCACGUGUUCUCUUUCAUCCAGCGGCUGCGGCGCCGGCCCUGACCCAGAUCCUCCGCCCCCAGACUCGACUGGUAGCGCAGCCCCGCAACCUCCUACUGGUGUCGGAUGCGAGAGUCUAUCCUUAAGUGAGAAAUCAGGCCUCACUGGAGACAUUCAAGCAAGGGUUGGACAACUACUUUUCCAGAACAGAAAGGAAACUCAUGCAUCAGAAAAGGUGACUAAUAAACGUACCAAAAGAAUAUGGCUGCACAAAUACCAGAAUCUGAUCAGAUAAAACAGUUUAAGGAAUUUCUUGGAACCUACAAUAAACUUACAGAAACCUGCUUUUUGGACUGUGUUAAAGACUUCACAACAAGAGAAGUAAAACCUGAAGAGACCACCUGUUCAGAGCAUUGCUUACAGAAAUAUUUAAAAAUGACUCAACGAAUAUCUAUGAGAUUUCAGGAAUAUCAUAUUCAGCAGAAUGAAGCCCUGGCUGCCAAAGCAGGACUCCUUGGCCAACCACGAUAGAGAAGUCCUAAUGCAUGGACUUUUGAUGAAAGAUUGCCAACACCUGUUGCACUGGAAAUGAGGAUUCACCUGACAGAAUCCCAUGAAAGCAGUAGCCACCAUGUUAAACAAUCUGUCAUGACUGUUUGGCAAACGGAAAUCACUGGGAAAACAAAAUUGCUAUUUACCAGAAUAAUCAUCAAAAUGGGUCUUACUGUUCAAUGAAAAUAAUAAGAUGCAACACUUGUUGAGGCCUUAAGAUUCCGCAGCUUGGUCACUUGAUUAGAGAAAUAAACCAUGGUUUCUUCAA
Balaenoptera musculus (blue whale) is the source of this 862-nucleotide messenger RNA. It is a transcript of the gene TIMM9, whose product is annotated as translocase of inner mitochondrial membrane 9. Bases 304 to 573 code for a protein of 89 amino acids. Lineage: Eukaryota; Metazoa; Chordata; Mammalia; Artiodactyla; Balaenopteridae. The transcript is spliced from 5 exons. The record is from RefSeq and is a predicted model, not a curated record.